GUCUAGUAUUCAUUAAGACCGUUUGAGGUUCCCAGUGUGAGCUGCAGACACUGUGGCAGAUGUGUAUCCCGGAAUGCAGUGCUGGUGUUGCCUUGGGGGAUCAUGAAGGUGAAAAGUGACCUUCAUGUUAUCUGGAUAUCAGUAGCUCAUAAUGGCUGUCAAGGUGCAGGCUGUUAUAACUGCUUGGAAAGCCUUUGGGUUGGCUGAAGUACAGAGGUCACUUGAUGAAAAUGCCUCUGAACUUGCUGCCCGCCAAGAUGAAUCAGAAGAAUCACGCAAAAAGUUGGUGGAACUAUCCAGAGAAUUCAAAAAGAAUACACCUGAGGAUGUCCGAAAGCAGGUUGCACCAUUGCUGAAGAGUUUUCAAACAGAAAUAGACAACUUAAACAAAAGGAGCAAAUUUGUAGAGGCCUCUUUCUUGAAUGUCUACAAGAAAGUCAUUGAUAUUACUGAUCCUCUCCCCACUUUAGAAUACUGUGCUGGUCUGGAGAAGAAGGUUGGGCGUCUAGCAGACAUGGAAAUAGAGAACAAGAAUCUGAAAGAAACUCUACAUGACUAUAAUGAAGAGUUCAAGGAAGUCAGGAAUCAGGAUGUAACCAUAAAGAACUUGAAAGAGAAGUUAAAGAAUUAUGAAGAUGUGAUGGAUGAAACUGUCAUGACCAAAGUCAAAGAAUAUGAGAAAGAAUUAAGCCAGCAGUACACAGAGAAGGAAAGAUUGCUCCGUGAUACUCAGGAGUCAGUUGUGAGGAGACUACAGGAAGCUGAAGCAAGAGUUAAAACACUGCAGUCAACCCUUGAUGUUACACAGUCAGAACUAUUUGAACUGAAAAGCAAAUCUGAUGAAUCCACCUUUGCAAAAGCAGAAGAAACAGACAUUUUAAUGAAUGACUUGGAGCGAGCCAACCAAAAUGCUGUGAUUGCUCAGAAGGAAGUGGUUCGGCUUCAGGAACAACUACAUGCCGUGAUGGCCUCUCAGACUUCUGAAGCACUGAAUGUUGCUUCUGCAGGGAAUACAGAGCCAUCAGCAGAUUCACUUGCUAGGUCAUCACUGGAAAUUGAGUUGGCAUCCAAAGAUAAAGAAAUAGCUCAACUGGUGGAAGAUCUUAAAGAAGUUCAACAAUGUUUAAGUGAUUUAACCUACAAAUCUUCUCAGGAGGUUGCAGAACUUCAGAGAAAGAGAAAUGAAGAUAUGCAAAAAAUUGAAAAGCUUGAAGCAACAAUCUUAAGGCAGAAGGAUUAUGAAGAGAUAAAGAGAGAACUUAACAUAAUGAAAUCUGUAGAGUUUGGUGGAUCUUCCACUAAUGUAAAUGAAGAAAAUAUUCAAGGUGUGUCACCUUCUCCUAAAUCCCUAGAAGUACUUCUUUUAGAGAAGACCAAAGCUCUGCAGAAUGAAAACAUGUCUUUGAGGCAAUCCAUAACAACUAUGACAAAGAGAGUGACAGAAGCUGAACAGGAGUUGAUAGAUCUUCGCUCCCUUGUAACAGAGCAGAAAGGUUUGAUAGUCAGUUUGGAAUCAGACUUGUCUUCUGUUCAGUCUCUUUCUACCAUGUAUCGUGGAGAAGGAGAAGGUUCAUCCAUGCCAGAGAUUGUUGCUGAGGCUGUCAGAGCUUCCAGUAGCUGCACACCUCCACUUGUAUCCACAUCCUCAUCCAACACUCAGCCUCCCACUCCUACACCAGGAGGAUCAUCUCCUGAUUUCCCUUCUGCAGCUGAGUCUCUCCUGCCAAUUGUUUCUGCUCAGCGAGAACGUUUUCGGCAACGUAAUGAAGAGCUGGAAGGAGAACUUACUGGGAAAAGCCAGCAGGUGAUUUUGUUACAGAAUGAAUUGGAUUCUCUCAGAGCUGAUAAUUUGAAACUAUAUGAGAAGAUCAAAUUCCUACAAUCUUAUCAAGGAAGACAGACCAAGGAGGACACUGCAGCAGAAUCUCGUUACAGCAGCCAGUAUGAAGAAGCUCUAGAUCCCUUCUCAUCUUUUUCGAGAAAAGAAAAAUUGCGACGUUAUGCUGCUCUCAGUCCUUUUGAGAAGGUCACUUUGUCAAUGGGACGAUUUAUUCUAGGAAACAAAACAGCACGAACAGUUGCUUUUCUUUACACAACCCUCGUACACAGCCUUGUAUUCUUAGUUUUGUACAAAAUAGCACAUAUAGAGUCAUGCAAAAGGGAUUUUGCAUCAGACUGUGCUGAGAAAUUUGCUGAACAUAUGCAGCAGGUUCAUGGAGAAAAUGAAGUAAGUCAUUUCUAGCUAUUGGAAGUACAAUAAGGAUAAAUGCCUAAGAUGGUUUGGCCAUAUGGAGGAAGUGAUUGAUGAAAGAUUGACAAAGAGAGUGUAUGAAUGUGAAGUGAAGGGGUAAAAGGAGAUAGGUAAGUGGAAGGUUAGGAUGAUGGAUGAAGUGAAGAAGUAAAGGAGAGUGGUAAGAGAUGUGGAAAUGUUCAGUGAGUGACAGGAACGGGAUGGAAUAAAAUGUCAGGAGUAAUGCAUGGUAACACUGGAAAAUAAGGACCAGCUAUUGGAAAGACAUGCAAUAAGAGAUUUUUCAAACACUAUAAAGUAAGCAGCAGAUAUUUUGAAAAUUGUUGAGUUGGAGUCAGACCUAUGAAGAUGUUUUCAAUAAAAAAAAAAAACUUAGAAUACAUAAUUUUGAGCAAUACACUUGAGAACCUCAUAGUCAGAAUAACAUUUGGUGAUACAUGCCAGAAUUAUUUUUUAUGUACAGUUUGCUUCAAGUAUAUUUGAUAUAUGUGUAUUACAUCGAUGGUCCAUAAUGAUUUAUUUCCUGUAUCUUACAAUGUAUUGUGUGAUUUAUAUUUUAACAGAUUUUGGUAUUGUAUGCAGAACUUGUAUUGAUCCAAGUAUCUAAUAUAUCUUCAGAAAUGCACAUUGAUUUUUUUUUUUUUUUAUGCACAACAUUCUUUUGGGAGUGUGAAGGAAAUACAGGCAAUAAAAGGGAACUGGUGUACUGUGUACAGAAUCAAAUAUGAUUAUUGGGAUGAAUGAGUUAUUAGUGUUUAAUGGGAUUAUGUAUGCAGCUUGUUGUAUGGGUUUAUCUUGUUAUUCCAUUUUAAAUGUAAAAUGGUAAUUGUAUUAUUCAUUCAGAUUAAUGUCACUGUGUUUAAUUAAAGAUAGAAUUGUCAGUUAUGUAAAGAUAUAUAUUUUAUAACCAUGGAAUACACAUGCAAAAUAUUU
Molecule: messenger RNA, 3184 nt
Organism: Scylla paramamosain (green mud crab)
Lineage: Eukaryota; Metazoa; Arthropoda; Malacostraca; Decapoda; Portunidae
Product: protein CASP-like
Exons: 2
Coding region: 152-2242 (696 amino acids)
Biological process (GO): intra-Golgi vesicle-mediated transport; regulation of transcription by RNA polymerase II
Cellular component (GO): nucleus; Golgi membrane
Molecular function (GO): DNA-binding transcription factor activity, RNA polymerase II-specific; RNA polymerase II transcription regulatory region sequence-specific DNA binding
Source: RefSeq, a predicted model, not a curated record